UCAUUUCUUCUUGCGCGGACCGUCUUCUUCCUCAACCUCGGCAUUUCCGCCAUCAAACUGGUCGCUUAGCUCGGCGGCCAUUACCCCGCCCUACCUCCUCCUUAUUUUUGCCCUUCCAUACCCACGAAGAAUUCCAAGGGAGAAAGAAGAGCGCUUCCGCUGUCGAUCGUGUCAUGAUGUCAUCCUUCUCUGCCUUGAAUAUCCUCCCGUCUUACAUAAUUGCCUGCAAAACCCGCCGCCUCUCUUCACCCUUGCACGCCCCUUCUUCCGGCCGCCUUUUGCGCUCCUCCCGCGCCGACCCUCCUUCCUCUCUACUCCAUAAGCACCGGCCGCCCUAUUCGAGUCGUCUCCGCCAACGUUGUCAGCAAGGAGAAGCAGAUCGGAUCCCCUUUACCCGUAGAGAUCCGUUUUUGCUCCGACAUGUGAUAACAUCCGAGGAAGCGCUGGAUUUGUACGAAGACAUGUUGCUGGGACGCUCUUUUGAGGACAUGUGCGCUCAAAUGUACUACAGAGGCAAGAUGUUUGGUUUCGUUCACCUCUACAAUGGCCAGGAAGCGGUCUCCACGGGCUUCAUUCGGCUCCUCACCGAUCGCGACACCGUCGUUAGCACCUACCGCGAUCACGUCCACGCGCUCAGUAAGGGCGUUCCAGCCCGUGCCGUAAUGGCGGAGCUCUUUGGGAAAACCACUGGCUGCUGUCGUGGCCAGGGAGGCUCAAUGCAUAUGUUCUCCCGCGAGCACAACCUCAUUGGCGGCUUCGCUUUUAUUGGCGAGGGCAUCCCAGUAGCCACCGGUGCGGCGUUUUCCUCCAAGUACCGCCGUGAGGUUCUCAAGGAGAGUUGCGAUGACGUAACCGUGGCGUUCUUUGGCGAUGGUACCUGUAAUAAUGGUCAAUUCUUCGAGUGCCUCAACAUGGCAGCGUUGUGGAAGCUGCCCAUCGUGUUCGUGGUGGAGAACAACUUGUGGGCGAUCGGGAUGUCACAUUUCAGGGCCACGUCCGACCCGGAGAUCUGGAAGAAAGGUCCGCCCUUUGGUAUACCUGGAGUACAUGUCGAUGGGAUGGAUGUGCUCAAGGUCCGGGAGGUCGCCAAGGAGGCCAUUGCUAGGGCAAGGAGGGGAGAUGGACCGACACUAGUGGAAUGCGAUACGUAUAGGUUCAGGGGACACUCGCUUGCUGAUCCUGACGAGCUCCGGAAUCCCGAUGAGAAGGCUCAUUAUUCUUCUAGAGAUCCCAUCGCUGCCCUGAAGAAUUACAUUCUUGAACAUAGUCUUGUUCCCGAAUCCAAACUGAAGGCCAUUGAGAAGAACAUUGAAGAGUUGGUCGAAGAAGCCGUGGAGUUUGCCGAUUCUAGCCCAGCACCUCCUCGAAGCCAGCUGCUCGAGAAUGUCUUCGCAGAUCCGAAAGGAUUUGGAAUCGGCUCUGAUGGCAAAUACAGGUGCGAAGAUCCAGGAUUCACGCAGGGCACCGCGCAAGUGUAGUUUGUUUUUAACUCCAUUUCUUGUUCUUGUUUAGAAAGGUACUUUCAGCAAUCUGAUGUUGUUUGUUCAGCAGCAAAUAAUCCUCAUUUUACCAUCCUAUUCAAUUCUCUCAGCUACGGACGUGUGUGUUGUUUUCUUUUUUGGCGAGUAUAUUGAUUACACUUACACUAUGCCAAGAGUUCUUUGACUCUCUUAUAAUUGAUAUUGUUGGAUUUAA
Phalaenopsis equestris is the source of this 1695-nucleotide messenger RNA. RefSeq names its product pyruvate dehydrogenase E1 component subunit alpha-3, chloroplastic. Gene Ontology annotation, biological process: pyruvate decarboxylation to acetyl-CoA. The coding region runs from base 174 to 1478 and encodes 434 amino acids. Gene Ontology annotation, molecular function: pyruvate dehydrogenase (acetyl-transferring) activity. Lineage: Eukaryota; Viridiplantae; Streptophyta; Magnoliopsida; Asparagales; Orchidaceae. Gene Ontology annotation, cellular component: intracellular membrane-bounded organelle. The transcript has 3 exons. The record is from RefSeq and is a predicted model, not a curated record.